Molecule: messenger RNA, 1694 nt
Organism: Tarenaya hassleriana
Lineage: Eukaryota; Viridiplantae; Streptophyta; Magnoliopsida; Brassicales; Cleomaceae
Product: protein SHI RELATED SEQUENCE 1-like
Exons: 2
Coding region: 520-1488 (322 amino acids)
Biological process (GO): positive regulation of DNA-templated transcription
Cellular component (GO): nucleus
Molecular function (GO): DNA binding; DNA-binding transcription factor activity
Source: RefSeq, a predicted model, not a curated record
GGCUGGAGAUCCAUAUAGUUUGGCUUCCGGAUGGAAACAAGUGUUGUUCUAAAGACGACAGUAUAUUAUACGAGCCACUGCUAGAAGCAAUGUGGACAAGAAGGAAAAAAGAAAACAAAGAGGAUCAGAGAGAGGAGACAGAGAAUUAAAUUGGAGGAGCAGAGAGCGCAGAAGAAAGAGAUUAUAAUGGACAUGACGGCGUUGCAGAGCGCGAUAAAGAUAAAGAAACCACUUUGAUUUCUUCUCUCUUCUCUCUUCGUCUUAAAUACAUCCACACCCCAACAAACGACCCUCGGCUGUGAUAAAGCUGUAACUAAAGAAAUCUCAAACCCUAGAUUUCAUACGAUCAAAUUUUGCUGUAUUUCUUCUCCCUCCUCGGAGAUCAAACGGAUUCAUUCAAUUUGUGCCGGACAAGGGAAGAUCUUCGGGGGAGGUAAAAAAUGGCGAUAUGGGUGUUCGGAGGGAUUGAAUAAAGGAAGAACAACUCCGGAGUGAUAUGGCGGAUGUUGGAGUGCAAAAAUGGCAGGGUUUUUCUCGUUAGGUGGCGGAGGAGGAGGAAGCAACCAAGACGACGGAGCCAACGCUAAUCCUCCUCCAGUAACAGAGGCUUGGCUCUGGUACCGAAACCCUAACGCUAACACACCGUCAUCAAACGUAGCAGACAUCUCUUCUUCCUACAAAGGAACUCUCGAGCUAUGGCAAAACCACAACCAGCAAGACAUCAUCUUUCACCAGCAGCAGCAUCAAAGGUUGGAUCUUUACUCCUCCGCCGUCGGACCCAGCGGCCGCAACCAAAUUGAUAUGUCCGGACAACCCUCCGCCGUGGACGGCAGAGCUGCGCUGAUGAUGCUGCCUAGCGGAGGCGGCGGAGUGAGCUGUCAGGACUGCGGGAACCAGGCGAAGAAAGACUGCGCUCACAUGAGGUGUCGGACAUGCUGUAAGAGCCGAGGGUUCGAGUGCCAGACUCACGUGAAGAGCACGUGGGUCCCUGCCGCUAAACGCCGCGAGCGCCAGCAACAGCUCGCGGCUAUUCAGCAGCAGCGGCAGAGCGUUCCGAAACGGCAGAGGGAGACUUUGCCGGCGAACUCAUCUUCUCUCGUUUGCACUCGCUUACCUGCUAACACUUCAGGGUCGGAGGUGGGUCAGUUCCCACCGGAAGUGAGUUCAUCGGCGGUGUUCAGGUGCGUGAGAGUGAGCUCCGUCGACAUCGAUGGAGAAGACCAGUUUGCUUAUCAGACGGCAGUCAGCAUCGGUGGUCACGUCUUCAAAGGCAUUCUCUACGACCACGGCCCUGACAGCGGCACGGCCACGGCCACCGAAAGCUCCUCCGGCGGCGGAGCUCAGCCUCUCAAUCUCAUAACGGCGGCAUCUUCCUCCAGCCUCAACCUCGGCAAUAAUGGCGGCUACAUCGAUCCUUCGGCCCUCUAUCCUACACCGAUCAACACGUUCAUGGCCGGUACGCAAUUUUUUCCGAACCCGAGAUCCUGAAUGGACAUUUAAAGAAAAAACAAACAAACAAACAGAAGAAACACAGUAACUUUAGAAACAGAAAUAGGGUUUAAGCAUUUGUCUUGGGGGAUAGGACGAUUUGAGUGCUGGGGACGCCUGCUCCUGCUUGUUCUUCCUCUUCUCGAGUUUCGAUGCAUUUCGGAUUUUGAAUUAAUUCACAAAUAAUACGUUUAUUCUUCUGAUGA